Molecule: messenger RNA, 1668 nt
Organism: Cariama cristata (Red-legged seriema)
Lineage: Eukaryota; Metazoa; Chordata; Aves; Cariamiformes; Cariamidae
Gene: FAM161B
Product: family with sequence similarity 161, member B
Exons: 8
Coding region: 1-1668 (555 amino acids)
Biological process (GO): cilium organization
Cellular component (GO): cilium
Source: RefSeq, a predicted model, not a curated record
AUGGGAGGCCGUCGGUCUCCAUUAGAACCGGGCUUACCGUACCAGGCAAAGUUAAGGAGUGAUCUCUGUGUAUCCGAAGAGGAUGAGGAGCUCGAGGGUUUCAGGCGGGAGGCGGCAGUCCUGCGUGACAAGCUGUGGGAGGCUCUCAGUUGUACAUCUGGUAACAAAAGGCAGUCCAGUUCUUUGAUCGACCUCACCUCAGACAGUACCUGGGAUCAGCAAAAGCCUCACUUCGUUCCUAAAUCUCGCUUGAGGCCAAAAAGCGCUUCAUCUCCCUGGAUUCCUUCCAUCACCAUCCCUCAGCCUUUUGAAAUGACACUACGGGAAGCUCGCAAAAAGUCCCAGUUGAUGAAGUCAUACAUGUUUCUUGAGCUAGGCAAACAGAGUGACAAAAGGCAAAGCCAGGAUGAAGCUGAAUGUCAGAAACAAUUCCGGGCACAGCCUGUACCUGCCCAUGUGUUUCUGCCUCUUUACCAGGAAAUAAUGGAGCAGAAUGAGAUUCGCAGGCAAACAGCAACACAGAAAAGAAAGGAGCUGCUACUUUCAACCCAGCGGCCAUUCAGUUUCCUGGAGAAGGAGGAGAAAAAGAAAGAAGCUAUCAGACAAAAGUUCCUGGCAGCAGCAACCCCAAAUGAGGGCUCCAAACAGAAGCAAGGCAAUAAAAAAGUUCCUAAAUCUACUUAUGACCUACUUCUUGGAGAUAAACUCAAAGAAGCUGAACUCUACAGAGAAAUCCGCAUUCAAAUGAGAGCGAAGGAUUUGCUUAAGAGCUCCGUAGCUCCUAUAGAUACUAGCAACUGUCGGAGGGAGCCUCAGUGCCGAACUGCCGCUAGAACUAAGCAGGAAAGACUUGGCUUCUUGCAGGACAAAAGUUUCAGCUUCAAGCCAAGGAUUAAUCCAACAAUACCGGAUUUUGAAGGACUUUACUGGGCAUUUCAGAGGGAAGCAGUAAGGAGACAAAGAAUCAAAGAGGCAACUCGUAAUAAACCAUUCCAGCUAAGAACCUCCAAUCUCCGUGACAGGCAGAGGCAGGCUAAUGAAAAGAUAAAGGAUUCUCAGCAACUUUCGAAGGUUUCAGUGCAAAAAAGUCAUUCUUUGACCAGACUUUCCUCUCUCUCUUCCAACACCCUUCCAGUGCAUAUUACGGAUGCAACUAGAAAAAGGGAAUCUGCUAUUAGAUUCUCCCAAGAUAACAAAAAGGAAGGGGACAAAGAAGGAAUUUAUUGGCUGGAGAAACAGAAAAAAAAAUGUCAAGCUAUCCAAAAGUCAGUGAAUAGACGAGCAAAAGCCCUGGAUCCCCAUAAAAGUCUGGAGGAAACACACCAGGAGAAGUUGAAACAGAACUGGCAAAAUAUGAGAGAGAGAACAAAGGAAUACAAAAAGGAGCUGGAAGAAAUGCAGCUGCGAGUCAAGAACAGACCAUACCUCUUUGAACAGGUCACCAAGCGUGAUGCUCGUCAAGGAGCAGAGCGUCACUACAGACACACCCUCCAGCAGCUUGGGCUAAGCGAAGAAUUUGUAAGAAAAAAAGGGAAAGAUGUCACUGACUUGCUGGAAGAAGAAUCUGAUAUUCACAGAGCGCCCAAACCUCGGGGUGAAAAGGAUGAGUGCACUGCACAGGAAGGAGAACCUGAAGAAGAACAGAGCAGAAAGGAAAUGGCAACAUAA